GAUGUCGUUCACCUUCAAUUGAAAUGAUCCGGAUGUGACGUCUGUGUUGAUAUUUUUUUUUCCCAGUCACUUCAAAGUUUCCGUGAAGUCUGAUACCCGGAAGUAGCAAGAUGGCACCAAGUGGAUUAAAGGCGAUUGUUGGAGAGAAGAUCAUCAAUGGAGUAAUCAAGAGCGUGAAGAAGGAUGGAGAAUGGAAGGUUCUGAUUGUGGAUCACCUCAGCAUGCGGAUCCUUUCAUCCUGUUGCAAGAUGUCUGACAUCAUGGCAGAGGGCAUCACCAUUGUGGAGGACAUUAACAAGCGAAGAGAGCCCAUCUCCAGCCUGGAGGCCAUUUACCUCAUCUCCCCUGUGGAAAAGUCUGUUCGGGCUCUCAUCAACGACUUCAAAGAAAUGGCCUUCACUUAUAAAGCGGCUCACAUCUUCUUCACCGACAUUUGUCCAGAUGGCCUAUUCAGUGAGAUUGGGAAGUCCAGGGUUGCUCGUGUCAUCAAAACCCUGAAGGAGAUCAACGUAGCCUUCCUGCCUUAUGAGUCCCAGGUGUUCUCGCUGGACGACCGCGGGUCCUUCCACACCCUGUUCAGCCCCCAUCGGGCGCGGGACAAGAGCCGCGUGCUGGAGGCGCAGGCCGAGCAGAUCGCCACGCUCUGCGACACGCUGAAGGAGUACCCCGCCGUCCGCUACCGCGGUGGCUCUGAGGAGAACGCCGCCCUGGCCGAGAUGGUUCUGGACAGACUGAACGCUCACAAGGCGGACAAUCCCAGCAUGGGAGAGGGUGCAGACAAGGCACGCUCGCAGCUUCUGAUUGUAGACCGCGGGUACGAUCCGAUUUCCCCAAUCCUGCAUGAGCUGACCUUCCAGGCAAUGGUGUACGAUCUCCUGGAGAUCGACCAAGAUAUCUACAGGUACCAGUCCACCGGGCUCGGCGACUCGCGGGAGAAGGAAGCUCUUCUGGACGAGGACGAUGACCUCUGGGUGCAGCUGAGGCACAUGCACAUCGCUGAUGUCACAAUGAAGGUAUCAGAGCUGCUGAGGAAGUUCUGUGAGAGUAAGCGGAUGUCCACAGAGAAGGCCAAUAUUAAAGACCUCUCUCAGAUGCUGAAGAAGAUGCCUCAGUAUCAGAAGGAGUUGAGCCUGUAUUCCACCCACCUGCACCUGGCUGACGCCUGCAUGAAAAGGUUCAAGCUCACACUGGACAAGCUGUGUGAGGUGGAGCAGGAUUUGGCCACCGGGGUGGAUGCUGAGGGGGAGCCCAUUAAAGAUGCCAUGAAGAGCAUUGUCCCCGUGCUGCUGAACACUGACAUAGAACCCUACGACAAGAUCCGCAUCAUCCUGCUCUUCAUCUUCCACAAAAAGAAGGGUAUCGGGGAGGAGAACCUGGCUAAGCUCAUCCAGCACGCCAACAUACAGCAGGACAGCAACAUCAUCACCAACUUGCAGCACUUGGGCUGCCCCAUCAUCGCCGGGGGGGCGAAUGCUGGGAAAGCCUUGCCCGACAGGAAGAUGGCCGAGAGCACCUAUCAGCUGUCCCGCUGGACGCCCGCACUCAAAGAUGUGAUGGCGAAUGCCAUAGAUGAUAAGCUGGACAAGAAGCUCUGGCCAUUCAUCUCCGAUCCUGCCCCUAUUUCCACCACGCAGACUGCUGUCAGCGCGCGGUUCGGACACUGGCACAAGAACAAAACGUCGGCCGAGUGCCGGAGCGGCCCGAGGCUCUUGGUCUUCGUGGUCGGCGGCGUGACCCGCUCCGAGAUGCGCGCGGCGUACGAGGUCACCCGCGCCACCGACGGCAAGUGGGAGGUGCUGAUUGGCUCCUCCCACAUCCUCACCCCCACCGACUUCCUGAACGAUCUGAAGAGCCUGGACCAGCCCCCCCAGGAGUCCUAGGCCAGCCCCCGGCCCCCGCUGGACCCCCAGACCCCCAACACCAGCAACUGCAAACCGUUACCACCGGUAGUUUAGUCACUGAAGUCGUCUCACUGUGUUCCUCAAACUAAUUUAUAUCAUGUUAUCUGCACUCUGGAAAGGACUGCGCUGUCUCUGUUACUCCAUAGAGGAGAAUUAUUUCCCCCAGUUUUACAAUGUGGGCAUCGCUGGGGAUUGUGAUUGUGGGGUCACCUGUACCUGGAAGUGGCAAAGACCACUGUGGGGCGGGGCCUGGGAGUUUGUGGCCCCUCCUACCCAAAGUGACAAAAUAUAAAGCUGUUUUUUGUAAACGAAUUUCGUUUUAAUCAAUUAGGAGAUCUGGCUCGCUCUCAUUUCACUAUAUUUUAUUCCUUUUUGCAUUUUUUUGAAUGCCUGGGGAGCAAAACUUGUGGCGUGCAGAUUGAUACUGUGAUUGAUGGAUGUCUCUGAAAUAUAUUUAAUAUUAAUGCACAGGUAUAUCUAUAAAGAGGCUCAUUUCAAAGUUUCACAGGGUGCCUUAUAAGGUGUGUUUGUGUGUUUGAUCCUUUUUGUGCUGCUGUCAGUGUGGAGUUUGUUUCCUUUCCUCAGGCCUGCGGGGACACCAAACCUGGGUCAAAUACGUAUUUGUUUUGGAUUCAAAUACUUUUCUGUGCUCUAUUGAUCUUGCCUGGUGUAAACUGAGCCUGCCAGUAUGACCAGAAGGUGGGCUGUUUGCACUUUUUGAGAGUAUUUCAUUGGUUCCAAUACACCAGACAAGAUCAGUAAAGCGUAGAAAAGCAUUUGAAUCCAAAACAAAUAUGUAUUUGACCCAGGUCAGAUGGACACAGGCUUCUCUUUUGCAUUCCUUGUAAGUACUGGGACAGAUGCGCUUGGCAUUGAUCAUUGAAUCUCUCAAAGAAGCAGAUUUCCUCCACAGCUGUUAAAUAACCCAACCAGACCUGUAGAGUGAUGGCACUCUGAGCCCAAGCCGCAGAGUUGAACAGUCCUCUUGUACAAAACUGAAUCGAGAAACCACACUGUUGUACAAAGCUGAGUAGAUAGACUGUAUUGGUGUACAAAGCUGGAUAGAGAGACUGUACUGUUGUACAAACCUGGAUAGAUAGACUGUACUGUUGUGCAAAGCUGGAUUAUGAGAGUGUACUGCUGUACAAAGCUGGAUAGAUAGACUGUAUUGGUGUACAAAGCUGGAUAGAGAGACUGCACUGUUGCACAAAGCUGGAUAGAUAGACUGUGUUGGUGUACAAAGGUGGAUAGAGAGACCGUACUGUUGUACAAACCUGGAUAGAUAGACUUUAAUGUUGUGCAAAGCUGGAUUGAGAGAGCGUACUGUUGUACAAAGCUGGAUAAAUAGACUGUAUUGGUGUACAAAGCUGGAUAGAGAGACUGCACUGUUGCACAAAGCUGGAUAGAUAGACUGUGUUGGUGUACAAAGCUGGAUAGAGAGGCUGUACUGUUGUACAAAGCUGGAUAGAGAGGCUGUACUGUUGUACAAAGCUGGAUAGAGAGACUGUACUGUUGUACAAAUCUGGAUAAAGAGACUGUACUGUUGUACAAAGCUGGAUAGAGAGACUGUUCUGUUGUACAAAGCUGGAUAGAGAGACUGUUCUGUUGUACAAAGCUGGAUAGAGAGACUGUUCUGUUGUACAAAGCUGGAUAGAGAGACUGUACUGUUGUACAAACAUGUGGAGAGAGACCUGGGGGCCCUUGCCCUGUUUUACCCACUCCUGUCAUAUCCCAGCUGACUCUGUUCUCUGGUAUAAUGUAUUUAGUAAAGGUGGGGUUGGGAAAGAGAGGGCAGUAAUUUAGAGUUUUCUGCCCAAUGAAACCUCCCCACCCUCAUCCCUGCGAUGUGCAUGCUCUCUUUUCAGCCUGGUUUUACAUUUCUCCUGGAAUUACAUACAAUAAUAAAAAAAUGUGAAAAUCCAGAAAAAAAAAAAA
Molecule: messenger RNA, 3836 nt
Organism: Anguilla rostrata (American eel)
Lineage: Eukaryota; Metazoa; Chordata; Actinopteri; Anguilliformes; Anguillidae
Gene: stxbp2
Product: syntaxin binding protein 2
Exons: 19
Coding region: 111-1880 (589 amino acids)
Biological process (GO): vesicle-mediated transport; intracellular protein transport; neurotransmitter secretion
Cellular component (GO): plasma membrane; secretory granule
Molecular function (GO): syntaxin-1 binding; syntaxin-3 binding
Source: RefSeq, a predicted model, not a curated record